AUGACUUUGCCAAAUAUGAAAAUUAUUGAUACUUCAUCUUAUUCAACAACUGUGUGUCGUACCGAAGUGCAUCCCAGGAUAGUAGAUUACGUAUGGGUUAUUGAUAGUUACAGACGUAUUCAUGACAAAAGAUGCGUUAUAUUGAAAUCGUCAGCGUUUUCGGCUCCCGGUGAUGAAUUUAAAUGGCGCUUACUUCUGAAUCCUAACUACUGUAGUGACUACGUUUCAUUACAUUUGUGUCCUGCUGAUACUUCCAACCUAGCUAAGUACUGUCCAAUUUCGGGUAACUUGACGUUAUCUCUGAUAAAGAAGUCUUCUAAAAGUGAAGAAACGUCAACUCAAAACAUGGAGUUCACAAUUUCAAAUUCAAGCUUCUCGGUUGGGUUUGAAUAUUUUGUGCGCAGAAAUAAUCUACUCGUGGAAGCUAAUGAGCUAUUGCCGAAUGAUCAGCUUACAGUGGUUUGCAGAUUAUCUUAUAUAAAAAAUACAGAUGUAGUCCAUAUUACUAAUCCAUCAUUUAUAAAUUCAUGUGAAAAAAGCCAGCCUGCUUGUUUGGGAGGUAUCGAAACGUUGUUCAUGGACGAUAAAUUCAGCGACAUCACAUUAUGUGUGAAGAAUAAAAAAUACGUCGCUCAUAAAAAUAUUCUGGCGGCUCGUUGCCCGUAUUUCCAAAAAAUGUUUGACGCUGAGUGGAUAGAAAAAAAAUUGGAUUCUGUCGAAUUAAAACAAGUCGAUGAAAUCGUUUUCGAAGAAAUUUUACGUUAUAUCUAUGCAGGAAAGUCGGAAAAAUUGGAAACGAUGGUUGCUCAGUUAUUGGAAGCAGCCGAUAUGUUUGAUUUAGAUGAGUUGAAACUUGUUUGUGAACAAGAAUUGAUGAAAAGUUUAUCAACCGAAACUGCCGUUGAUGUAUUGAUAUUGGCUGACAGAUACGAUGCGAAGAAUUUGAAAACACGAGCUAUUAAUUAUAUAAAAGUAAACUCGUAUAAUCCGGAUAUGCUGAGUGCAGAAAUUAAAAACGAGUUAGUUAAAUCGAAUCCUCGUCUUCUCCUGGAAAUAGUGAACGCAUUGGCAAAGGUGUCGCUUACAGAGAUUCAAGUUUAA
Messenger RNA from Planococcus citri (citrus mealybug), 1101 nucleotides. Its product is annotated as speckle-type POZ protein-like. The record is from RefSeq and is a predicted model, not a curated record. Lineage: Eukaryota; Metazoa; Arthropoda; Insecta; Hemiptera; Pseudococcidae. Bases 1 to 1101 code for a protein of 366 amino acids. Gene Ontology annotation, molecular function: ubiquitin protein ligase binding. The transcript has a single exon. Gene Ontology annotation, cellular component: cytoplasm. Gene Ontology annotation, biological process: proteasome-mediated ubiquitin-dependent protein catabolic process; regulation of proteolysis.